AUGCUCUCCGCCAUCGCCCAACAGCGGGCCCAGAGUGAUGACCUUUCCGCUUCCUCGUCCGGCUUCUCCACGGUGCAAUCGUCGUCAACCUCUGGCCUUUCAGCAGCCAUUUUCGACCGCCUCUCCCUCACACAUGCAACUACCACCGAGUUUCUCCAGCACUUCUGGUCCGCUUUCCUUUCCGGCGACCCUAAUAGGGCUGAUGAAAUCGGCAAGCUGUUCGAGACAUUGAACAGAGCCAUGGAUCGCAUCAAAGCGGUCGCUACGGACGCUGAAGCGGAGCGCCAAAAAGGAUAUCGAGAAGUUGAAGAAGCAGGGGGUGCAAAGGCAGUCAAUCAACUGUUGACGCCCACGGUGAAGGCGAUCGAGGUUGCUACGAAGCAAUACAAGAAGGCUUUGGCGGAGCAGAGUGAAGAAAUUGGUUAG
This is a messenger RNA of Letharia columbiana, 426 nucleotides long. RefSeq lists its product as uncharacterized. The transcript has 2 exons. The record is from RefSeq and is a predicted model, not a curated record. Gene Ontology annotation, biological process: transcription by RNA polymerase I; transcription by RNA polymerase II; nucleotide-excision repair. Gene Ontology annotation, cellular component: transcription factor TFIIH holo complex; transcription factor TFIIH core complex. The coding region runs from base 1 to 426 and encodes 141 amino acids. NCBI's taxonomy places the organism in Eukaryota, Fungi, Ascomycota, Lecanoromycetes, Lecanorales, Parmeliaceae.